Molecule: messenger RNA, 1053 nt
Organism: Musa acuminata AAA Group (dessert banana)
Lineage: Eukaryota; Viridiplantae; Streptophyta; Magnoliopsida; Zingiberales; Musaceae
Exons: 4
Coding region: 1-1053 (350 amino acids)
Source: RefSeq, a predicted model, not a curated record
AUGGGGAAUAGCUCGGGGUUGGGGCAGCCUCUGGGCAGAGCCCAAUUGUCCCAGGUCAAUCAGUGCUUGGACGCGUUUCAGCAAGAGCUUUGGAGAUUGCACAGUGAGCCCAACGAGGGUGCUUCGAGUGGGUCCCCCUUUACCCAGGAAGUACAAGAUAAGCCGGUACCCCUUAACUUCAGGUUCCUGACAUUGGAAAUGUACGAUGGAGGCUCCGAUCCCAUGGAGCAUGUCUCUACGUGGUUCAGUCGGCUGCGCCAAGCUUUAGUCUCGUCCUUCGACCAGUUGGCCGAGGAAUUUAAGCAAAGCUUCCUCGCCAGCGCACGACCCAGGCCCUCCAUGGCCACUUUGCUUGCACUAUCUCAGCGUGAGGAUGAGUCACUCUCUCAGUUCGUGUCGUUGAUCGAGAAGUCGCCAGCGACCAUCUCUGAGAUGCUUCAAUGCGCCAACCAGUACGUUGCCGCCGAGGCUUUGGUGGCGGGGAGGCGCAUGGAAGGCAAGAAGCCCAGGAUGGAGCUGUCUCGAGGAACGACCUCGGUGGUCCCGAUGCCUCCCCGCCGAGGGCCCAACCGACAAGACCUGCUGCUCCCAAGACCCCCACCUCUCCUCCUAAACGCAUCCUGCACUGAGAUCUUCCUCCAAAUCAAAGAGUCGGGCCUCUUGCAGCAGCCUCGCCCUAUGAAGGCCGCCUGCAGAGACCAAUCUAAAUACUGUAGGUUCCACCGGGACCACGGCCACGAUACGGAGGACUGCCAUGACCUCUGGAACCAAAUAGAAGCUCUAAUAUGGAGAGGCCACCUCGGACGCUAUCUCAAGUCCCGAGAGGCAAUUCCAUGCCCCAGAGGGCCUCCCGAGAGACAGAUCGAUGUCAUCUCUAGCGGGCCGGCAGCCGGCGGCACUAGCACAGUAGCAAGAAAGGCCUACGCACGUAGUGCGGUGGAGAAGUGUCCCUGGCUUGAGCACGAGCCCACAAUUACCUUUGGAGCAGGAGAGGUUGAGCGCUCCCACCAUGACGAUGCUCUGGUGAUCUCCGUCCAAAUCGCUAACGCCUGA